Tetrapisispora phaffii CBS 4417 is the source of this 1542-nucleotide messenger RNA. RefSeq names its product putative protein kinase YPK3 (gene YPK3). The record is from RefSeq and is a predicted model, not a curated record. Bases 1 to 1542 code for a protein of 513 amino acids. Gene Ontology annotation, biological process: protein phosphorylation. Lineage: Eukaryota; Fungi; Ascomycota; Saccharomycetes; Saccharomycetales; Saccharomycetaceae. Gene Ontology annotation, molecular function: ATP binding; protein serine/threonine kinase activity. The transcript has a single exon.
AUGAUAUUUAGUUUAGAUGAAGAAUUAGAGAGUUUGUCAUUAAAUAAGACUCCUGGAAACGCAAUAGAAAGUGACAAUGAGUCACCUAUAGAUGACAAUUUUCUACCUGUCAGUUCAAAACCUAUUUUUGGAUCAGACAGUAGAGGGAGGAGAAGAUCAUCUGUAUAUGAGAAACUUCAGGUAAUGAAACCAACUGGUUCAAAAAAUUUAGAAAUCCCAACUUUUAGUACAUCGUUGUCAUCUUCUGUUAUUUCUAGAGGUGGAGUAAUUUUGAAUCUAAGUGAAGACGGUAAUAUUGGAAUUAAAGAUUUAAGUAGGAACAUUAAUGAUUUCAAGCCUGUUAGGGUGUUAGGUAAGGGCGCCUAUGGUAAAGUUAUCCUUGUUAAAGAUAAAAAAUCGAAAAAACUUUAUGCGAUGAAACAACUGAAGAAAGCAGAAAUUGUAAUAGUAGAUGAUAAUAAUGGCAAUAAUAAUAUUAGUGAUAGUGAAACGACAAUUGCUCAUACAUUAUCUCAAAAAAUCAAAUCGGAAACUAAUUUAACAAAACGUAUAGAAAGAACAUUUGCCGAAAAGGUAAUUUUAUCUGAACUAGAACAUCCAAACAUUGUAAAAUUAUUUUAUGCAUUUCACGAUCAUUCAAAGCUAUAUCUUAUAUUACAAUAUAUUCCAGGUGGUGAAUUAUUUUUCCAUCUGAAAGAACAAGGAACUUUAAAUGAAGAUGUAGUAGCAUUUUAUGGUGCAGAGAUAAGUUGUGCUUUGAAAUUUCUUCAUGAAAAAGGUAUUGUUUACAGAGAUUUAAAGCCUGAAAAUUGUUUAUUGAAUUAUACAGGGCAUUUAGUAUUGACAGAUUUUGGCUUAAGUAAAAAGGGUGUCAAGAAAGAGAUUCCGGGCGCAGAUGAAGAUGUUGCUGAACUGUAUUCCAUUAUUGGAACGCCAGAAUAUUGUGCACCAGAAAUAUUGGAAGGAUUGCCAUAUACUCAAAAUUGUGAUUGGUAUUCAUUGGGUUGUUUAAUAUAUGAUAUGUUAGUUGGUAAGCCUCCGUUUGUAGGCGCUAAUCAUAAGAUUAUCUUAAAUAAAAUCAAAAAAGAUAAGACUGGAGCAAAGAUCCCGUACUAUUUAAGUGACGGUAUGAAGGAUAUAUUAUGUUGGUUAUUGAAGAAAGAUUGCUCCAAGAGAUGGGAUGUCGAUAAAUAUUGGAAAGAAUCUCAACAUUCUAAGAAGAUAGAGAAAAAAAAUAAGAAAGAAAGAGUACUAAUAUUUCAAUCACAUUUUAUAUUCAGAAAAAUUAACUGGUUUCUAAUGGAAAAUGGUGAUUUACAAAGAACAAGCAUGGGACCCAUUGUUCCAUUAAUCACAGAUUGGGAACUGGCUGAAAAUUUUGAUGAGGUAUUUACAUCGAUGUCAUAUACUGAUGAUGAGUUUGAGAUGCCGUCUGAUACUUUUGAAAACGCUGUCGAUAUUAAAGAGAAGAAGAAUAUGAAUGAUUUAUUUAAAGGAUUUAGUUAUAAAGCCAGUGGGAGUUAUUUAGAAAGAUAUUUUUAA